GAGGAGGGCCGCUGCCGGCGGAGCUCUGAUCCGGUCGUGAUGAACCCGCUGGACGGCUCCGGGUUCCCGGGGGGCCCGGGGGCCCCGGACCCGGACACCCGGGGCCCGUGGACGCGCUUCUCCUGCUGGCUGGAGUGUGUGUGUGUCGUCACCUUCGACCUGGAGCUCGGACAAGCCAUAGAGCUGGUGUAUCCUCAGGACGUGAAGCUCACUGAGAAGGAGAAAACCAGCAUCUGCUACCUGUCCUUCCCCGACUCAUACUCAGGAUGCCUCGGGGACACGCAGUUCAGCUUCCGGCUGCGCCAGUCGGUCGGACGGCGAGCGGCGAGGAGCCGAGAAGACGUUUACAACCGGGACGCCCCCCCCACCCUGCAGAGUGAAUCGUCCCAUUUCUUUGGUUUCGUCUAUUUCAGACAAGUGAAGGACGUUUCUGUCAAGAGAGGAUACUUCCAGAAGUCUCUGGUGCUGGUGUCCAGGUAUCCAUACCCUCACCUGUUCCACUCGUUGCUGCAGAUCGUCGCUCCGGAGUUCUUUGAGAAACUGGCGCCAUGUCUGGAAGCAGUGUGUAACGAGAUCGACCAAUGGCCUGCUCCCGUACCUGGGCUGACCCUCAACCUGCCGCUGAUGGGCGUGGUCUUACAGGUUCGGAUUCCUUCAAAAACAGACAAACCAGGAGGAAGUCCAGUCAAACCAGCUGCUAGAGAGAACCUGCUGCCUGCUCCGACGCUGCUGCCUACCAUCCACGAGCUCGACCUCUUCAGGUGUUUCCAGUCGGUGCUGGUCCACCUCCAGAUGUUCUGGGAGCUCAUGUUGCUGGGGGAACCCGUGGUCGUCAUGGCGCCGUCUCCCACCGUCUCCUCAGAGACCGUGCUGGCUCUCGUCAGCUGCAUCAGUCCACUGAAGUUCUGCUGCGACUUCCGUCCGUAUUUCACCGUCCACGACAGCGAGUUCAGAGAGUUCACCACCAGGACCCAGGCCCCGCCUAACGUGGUCCUGGGCGUCACCAACCCGUUCUUCAUCAAGACGUUUCAGAACUGGCCGCACGUCGUCCGACUGGGAGAAACCAAGAUGGCAGGUGAUGUACCCAAACAGGUGAAGGUGAAGAAACUGUCCAAACUGAAAACCCUCGACACCAAACCAGGUAUCUACACGUCGUUCAAGACGUUUCUGCACAAAGACAAGAUCCUGAUAAAGAGACUGCUCAAGGGGAUCCAGAGGAAGAGGCCGUCGGAGGCUCAGAGUGCCAUCCUGAGGAGACACCUGCUGGAGCUCACUCAGAGCUUCAUCAUCCCUCUGGAGCGCUACAUGGCGAGCCUGAUGCCCCUGCAGAGGUCGGUGACUCCGUGGAAGACUCCUCCUCAGAUUCGACCGUUCAGUCAGGACGAGUUCAUGUCGACGCUGGACCACACAGGACCACAGCUCACCUCGGGGCUCAGAGGGGACUGGAUGGGUCUGUACAGGAAGUUCUUCAGGUCUCCAAACUUUGAUGGAUGGUUUCGCCAACGGCACAAAGAGAUGACGCAGAAACUGGAGAGUCUUCACCUGGAGGUCAUCAGUGACGCUGACCUGGUGACUUGGACUCGAGACAAGUCUGAGGUGGAACUCGUCGACUUGGUUCUGAAGCUCAGAGAGAAGCUGGUGAAGGCGCGGCGGCAGCAGCUGACGGUGAAGGACGGCGUCCUGCUCCGAUUGGACGGCGUCAUCAGUGACAUCAUCAGCUCGCUGCCCAGAGACCUGCAGACGCUACUGAGGGUACACUGACACACUGAUACACAUCUGUGGUUAAAGCUUAAAACUUUUUGUUUUUUUAUUUAAAAUAAUUGUUUUAAUAAUGUAACAAAUGUGUUAUUUUUGUAUCAGACUGGACUGAAUGUUAUUAUUAUUAUUAUUGUUAAAAUAUUCUAUAAGUAUUUAGUUUAGAUGUGAAAAGGACUUCCUGGGUAUUUAUUAUUUCUGAUCAGAUCGAUGUAUUGAUCGUGUCCUCAUAAUAAACAGUUUUUUCUGAAA
Molecule: messenger RNA, 2007 nt
Organism: Centropristis striata (black sea bass)
Lineage: Eukaryota; Metazoa; Chordata; Actinopteri; Perciformes; Serranidae
Gene: dennd6b
Product: DENN/MADD domain containing 6B
Exons: 19
Coding region: 40-1761 (573 amino acids)
Cellular component (GO): recycling endosome
Molecular function (GO): guanyl-nucleotide exchange factor activity
Source: RefSeq, a predicted model, not a curated record